UCAGCGCAGGUGCCUGAACCAAAAGGCCGGCCACCCUUAACCCCGUGUUCAUGGAGCAAGGGGAAACGUCGGAUCCACCGCUGAACAUGUUUAUCCGAAACUAAAAUCUUCCGUAAAAUGACAGGAAUCAUGUGGAGACUACAAGGACUGGUGGGAAGAGUAUUCAACAGGUGCCAUGGCAACCCCCACCUGCGACUAUCCCAGAACCACCAGGAUGAAGUCAUCAACAGCUCCACUGUUCUCUCCACCUCUCAGCACUCUUUUGACAGCAGUUCUCAGAAAGGGGAAGAUGGGGAGAGGAGGAAGAAGCAGAGGACCUCUCAGUACUGCUACUCCCGGCUCCCACGUUACACAGCCUUGGAUGCUGUUGGAUGGGGUGCAGCAGCAGUUCUGUUCAUGCAAAUCUGCAGAAGGAUCCACUCCCAGUUCUCUUCAGCUGGUGAGCCCAGUUCUAGCCAAUCUCCUGGACACCUUGCAACAUCUUCUGUUCUACAAAAGUGUGGCUACCGCACCCUGCUGGAAAUCUUAUCUAGGCGUGAUGUUCUGCCCAGAGGUAGGACCGUGGUCUGUCUACAGGGAGUACCAGAACAACAGACGCAAGCUCAAUCCCAUGAUGUAAACAACAGCAGCAGCAGCAGCAGCAACAGCAACAGCGACAGUGGUCAUCAACACAGCUCUGAGACAGACAACCUCACAGCUGACAGUUCCUUCUCUAACCACCAGGGAUCAGAUCCAAGCCAAGAUUCUCCAUUACCAGAAGAGACAUUGAUCUCAGCAUCAAGGCCUCCUGACCCCAAACAUGCAGACACAGACUGCAGACAGACAACUGGAGAUGACAACAAGGAUAUCAUGUCUGAUGAGGAUAGGCUGACAGCAGCAGCACUAAACCUGAGACAUGUGGCCGACUCUAGUGUACCUGUUAUUCUCAACAUCAUUGGUCUGGAGAGUGUUCAGAGGGACAACUACAAGGCAGCUUUUACCUGUUUUCUAGCCGCAGCCGAGUGCGGUUACAGCAAGGCCCAGUUUAACACUGGUGUCUGCUACGAGAGGGGCAGAGGAGUAGGAAAGGACAAGGACAAGGCUCUGUAUUAUUACUCGCAGGCAGCAAUUGCGGGUCACAGGCAAGCUCAGUACCGGUAUGCUAAGCUGCUGUUUACCAGCAGGGGGAGAAAAAACACAGAGGAACUGGACACCGCUAUCAAACUGUUGGAACAGGCGGCUGCAGCAGGGCUCACUGAGGCUCAGGUCUACCUUGGCUCCGUCUUCACUCAGGAGCCAGUGAGAGAUGAGCACAAGUCCAUUCAUUACCUGAGGAUGGCAGCAGAGAGUGGAGAUGGCACCGCAUUACUGUUCCUGGGUCAGUGUUAUGAGAGCGGGUUUGGGGUGCAGCAGAACCAGAAGACUGCGAUAGAAUUCUAUGAACGAGCAGCCAAGGCAGGCAACAUCAAGGCCAAGAGUUUACUGAUACUACGUAUUGGAGCAGAGGAUGCUGUGUUGCGCUCCAUCCGCUCAUCCCCAUGUUUCUCUGUAUCUGAUCACCUCUGUCAGUCACUCUCCACCCUAGGCCAUCCAUCCUCUACCCCUUCCAGCCAUUCUGUUACGCUGCCUGUGAUCCCCCACUCCUGGAGCACUGGGAACCUGGCUUCCCCUCCGCGACUGUCUUCAAUGCCCUUUCACCCCCAAGCAAUUAACCCUGUGGGAGGAACCUGCCGGUGGACUCUUGGUAUAGGUUAGUUAGGGCAGGCCACCCUGCAGAAUGUAUUUUCAAUUGCAUGGGUAUACUUUUAACUAAAAGGGCGAGUGGAAAAAGGCAAGUUGUGUAUAUUUUUUUAAGAAUGGAAAGAUGUAUAAUUGUUUUGUAAUGGGUUUAAAUGUGUGGAAAUGUCUUGAUGUGUAAGAGAAUUUUUUAUGAAAGUUAUGGAGUACCGUUGCGAGGUAAUAAAUAAUGGUUAGCUUUUCUUAUGUUUUUCAUGUAAACCGUGUUCUCUUUUUCCAGCUCUCCUUUAGUAGAAGCUGUUCCAUGGGUAAGGAACUAGCAUCUUGGUGCCUUUUGAGUGGAGUUAUUAUUGGUUAGAAGCUCUGGAUACUUGAUGCUCACAGUGCUGAUAUGGGAAAAACUUUUUGUUUGUUUUUUUAUAAUUUCUGACUGCUUAUGUAGACAAGUCUGCAUUUUUUCCAUGUUCUAUAGGUAACGUUAUAUAAUGUCUCAAAGGGUCGAUAUCACAAGCCUUGGUCAUUUUGUUGAAGAAAAAUAUCUAAAUAACUCAAAAGCCUUUUGAGUAACAGUUUUAAGUUAAGGCUAUUUUGUCUUUAUGUAUGCUCAGUAAACCAAGUAAGAAAAAUCACACAGCUGAAUGUGUUCAUCUGGACACAUUUAUUGAGAGAGAAAGGUUUCAUCACUUAUCUAAGUGACCUCUUCGGUCUCAACUGACUGCAGGUCAGGAGGUAGGACGUAGGAGGAACGCUGGUUUGAACAGGGAGUCAAAAGAGGCCAUCUAUGUGAAGAGGGAACGACCAUCCCCGAACCGAGGGAGGGGGGGCUAAGAGUACAUCUGUCACCAUCUUACAAUACUGUGAUUGCAAACAUUCCCAAAUCCUCUGAAUAGUACACAUGGCCAUUGUAACUCUAGUUAAUGGUCAUGGCAAUUUGCGUAUGAAACCGAUCGUUGUUUUCAAUCGUUUUGUCACUGUAUUGUUGAUAAGGGUGGGGGUACCUGCAGUCAGUUGAGACCGAAGAAGUCACUUAGAUGAGUGGUGAAACGUUUCUCUCAAUAAACGUUGUGUCCAGAUGAACGGAUUCAACUUUCUGUGAUUAAGGCCAUUUUGCAAUCCCUAGUCAUUGUGAUAAUGUGAUGACAUCCUGCAGAGGAAAUGCACAAUGUUGCUAAACGCACAAUGUACAACUAAUAAACAUUACUGUAUGGC
Messenger RNA from Lampris incognitus (smalleye Pacific opah), 2925 nucleotides. RefSeq names its product DAP3 binding cell death enhancer 1 (gene dele1). Bases 118 to 1734 code for a protein of 538 amino acids. NCBI's taxonomy places the organism in Eukaryota, Metazoa, Chordata, Actinopteri, Lampriformes, Lampridae. The record is from RefSeq and is a predicted model, not a curated record. The transcript has 12 exons. Gene Ontology annotation, molecular function: protein binding.